Molecule: messenger RNA, 4451 nt
Organism: Marchantia polymorpha subsp. ruderalis
Lineage: Eukaryota; Viridiplantae; Streptophyta; Marchantiopsida; Marchantiales; Marchantiaceae
Source: the annotation of a GenBank genome assembly
CAAGGUGAAGUCGGCAGCUCCAAUGUUGAUCGUGGUCACGGAAAACGUGCAGUUUCCAAGCAUAAAGCGUUUAAACAACUAACAUCUUGUAUUUGGUGAUUGAUCCAAAACCCUGCACGUAUUCAUGCGUUCUGAUUAUUGAUGCAUCCCCAAUUGCCUUCUGUACUGCUACGAGGGCUUCACGUACAGAUCACUAGGUCACAUUGAGCACCAGAGUGUAGAAAAAGAUGCGACUGUAGGGCUCAGUUGCGUUGCACAAGUAGCUCGUAAGUGAAUGCAACCUUCAGCUCUCUGUGCAGAUUGUGUAAGGGGUUGAAGGGUCCGAGUUUCUAUGUUCCACGAUUGCUCGGCAUAAAUCAAAUCAGCACGUCCGAACGAGCCCUGUAAGUCCACUUGUAGGUUCCGCGAUGAGCAAGGUUUGCUGUCACCACGGCGAAGUUAUUUUGUUCAAUCGCAACAGCACGAAUUCGGGAUAGGGGUCAUGACGAAGACGUGCAUAUGGAGAAACAGGGGAAUCAGGAUGGAAACACCCAGACGUGAACCUGAAACGAAACAUGAAAAGUUCGGUAUAAUGGUGGUGUGAAACCACUAAGCAUACAAGCUUCCGAAAUGACGUGAUUGCUCGAAGAGAUUUGCAUUUCAUGGUUACUAUUGUGGAGAAUGUGAUAGAAGUGGGAACGUCUUCAGGUCAUCCGAGCAAUUUUGAAUCCAACCACUGAAUUCCCUUACACCAAAUUCCGUCGAAGUUCAAUUCGAGUUAACACAGGAAAGCGCACCCCACGUCCCACGCAAGCAGUCCUGGGGUUAGGGCAGAUUUGGGAGAUGGUAAUGAAUUGCGUGAGGUUCAUUCCCCCAUGUUCUGAUACAUUCUGCGUCGAUCUUAGAUUUCGUUUCGUCUUCGACGCUGUUUUUAUCACAAUAACUCCAAGGGCUCGUGGCGUACAGCAAUACAAAUAGUUUAGUCUUCCACCAAACGAUCUAUUCAAUACUGUCGAGAAUAGUUCCUAGUUGCUGCGUUGUUUACGCGUGGCUCACGAUUCCAUCCCAACAUCCAGUCAGAUAAAGACACAUCAAUUAGGUGUGGUUUGGUCACGAGGAAUAAACUUGAGCUUAUUGUAAGCUCUGACAUCAUCAGAUUGAUUGCGGAGGAGAGAAAAAAUGGGCCCGAAGAAAAAGCCACAAAAGGGAAACCAACAGGGAGGACCAGUCAAGAUGACAAGAAAGGAAAAGGCUUUAGCGAAGAAAAUUGAAAGAGAAAGAUGGAGGGAAGUCGCGCGCAGGAUGGAGCAAGAGCGACUGCAGAAAGAAGUCGAGGCUGUUGCUAAGGCCAAGGAGGAGGCAAGGAUUGCAAAAGAAACUCAUGAUGCAUGGGUGAAGGCAGAAGAAGAUCGUUUGACUGCUGAAAGGAAUAGUAUGAAGGAGUUUUACGACUGGCGGAAGGCAGAGAUCAUCCGCAUUGAAGCUGAGGCUAAGGAGGCUUCAGACGUACGUUCACACCCGUAAGUGGUGCAGAAGUUUUGAGUGGAAAGCUAAAAUUUGACUGUCCUAUAGUCGAAACCUCGAUGUGUACUCUGAACUGAAAACUUCUUUGAGUUGUAGUUUUUCUGCUGCAGCGUAUAAUCUCUUGACUAUUCUUCGUUCAACACUUUACUUCUCUCUGUGGACCGCAUAUAGUCAUACAUGUGCUCUGCGUUUUACAAGUGAGAUAUUUUUGUCUGAGGAUGUUAUACAGUGGAAAAGGUAUCUGGAAAGCUCCAGACUACCGCAUGCAUCAAACGAAGCAGCUCUCAACACAUUCUUGGACGUAAUGAGGGAGACCUUUGACCAAGAGCUCGAACCUCUGAUGGAAACUUUGAUCGACAUUUUUAUGGUAAGAUUAUGCCUCUCCUGCGAGGCUAAAUUGCGGCUGAGGUUUCAACGUGGGGCAAAAGAUUCCUCAAACGGCGGGAUCAUCAACCGUCCAUACAUAUGCCAAGUAUUCCUCUUAAUUCCAUGCAGGUUGCAACUGGAGCAGAAGAAAUUUGCUUGACACGAGAACAGAAGGGAGAUGCUGAAGGAGUUGCAAUGUAAAUCCCUCCCUAGAUUCUUCUAGAGCUUUGGCAACAAAAUUCGCAUGAAUUCAGAGCUUGAAUGAUUGCUGGACAGUGGAUGCCAGUAGUGAACCUCUAAUUUUCUUUCAAGUUAGCUCUUCUUUAAUAAUUUACUCUUUAGUCUUCGUAUCUGCAAUGUUUCGGCCCAUGUCAGACCUCUUCUGUCAAGCUUAUCACACCUCACUGCCGGCAUCAACACACAGUUAUUGAGAAGGCAUGGUAAGGUGGUGCACGUCAAGGAACAUAAAGUCAGAAUGUGAUUUCCGUAAAGUUACCAGCUCUAGGUCAACCUAGGAGCAAAAUGAGAACCUUUCUUACGCCUGACGAAAGUAUGCUUAUGGAUCCCGAACUUCAGAUAUAGAAGCUACAUGCAAAGAUUGUAUGAUCUUGCGGACUGGCGCCUUGAUCAAACCACAGCCUAUCUACUCCACAGAUCACACGAAUAUUGGAGGGAUAAACAACAAAAUAUCUUUUGUGCUAAAGCCCAGAAUUGGAAGCUGGCAUUUUGGAUCAAUCAUCCAAAGAACCCACGGUUUCGAAUGUUGGAUCUUCCAGAAGUGGACGUAGCAAUGAACCUGCCAAAACAGUUUGCUCUCGCUAAUGUUGCAAUCCGCUUGCAGCACAGGAUGGCAGAUCCUAUUACCAAGUCAAAGAACUCAUACAUGGCAAUUGGCGGAACGUUUGUGAUAGACGUUCUUGGAAUACCACCUCCUUCUAAAAUAGUGAAGAAUUGGACCCUUGACCAAGUGUCUUCGACUCUCUCUUCUCUUAUUAGGAUUGGGUACCCAAUACCUGUCAUUGGACAAGCAACACCUGCUCCAGGCGCCGUGUUACCUAUUGGCGUCGUUUUCUUUCUACCAGACUACAUCAUACAUUUGAAUGCGAAUCCAGAGGUUGGUUGGUGGGAUGAGGAAGAAGAAAUUUGGCAAACAGAUGGAGUUACCGACAUACUGUACGAAGCAGAUUCACGGAAAGUGUCCAUUCAGACCACCAAAGCCAAAACUUUGGCUGUGAUCCAUAACCGAGUAAGACAGUUUCCAUAUUUGUCUUGGAACAUCCGACCCAUCUCUGAGCAAGGAGCUGUGAUGACUUUAGUCACCCCGCUGUUGACUUUCACUAUCGAAAUUGGAAUCGGCUGGUGCAAACUCUUAGCACCUGUAUUUUCAGAAUGCACGUCUUUUGCAGCAGAAGAGGUUCCACCAAAAGUUAUGUUGAAGAGGUUCUCCAAGUGCGGAAUUCAUUUGUUGCCCAGUGAUGAUGAUGCUGAACACAUAAAGGCCACAGUGAAGGAUGGAGAGCUGGAGAGGUUCACUUGCCUGGACAUGGCAUUCGCGGCCCCGGCAUUCACUAUAGCAAGCAGCAAGUGGAAUAUUUCCCUUGACAAAGAUCACUGUCUAGUUCGGCUUUUGGAAGUACCUGACCCUGUUGCUCCUCCCACUCUUGAAAAGAGCAAAGUGGUCAAAACUUUAAACUACACCAUCAAAGGGAGUGCUCUUGCUGAGCUAUCCGAAAAGGCAGACUCUUACUCCGAGGUUUUACUUACUGAGCAUCAUGCCAGCUUGCUUCUAGCCUUGAAGGGCAAUGUUCUGGACGAGUCCUUACAGAAAGUGGAGAAGGGAAAUGCUGCUUUUACUGAAUGUGUGAAGGACCUUGCAUACGCUUUAAGACUUUUCAGUUUUGGACCUUAAGCAUUCAUCAGGUUCAAUGUCUGUUUUCGCUCAUGCAGGGUGGCAAAAAAAUUUUGAGGCAUGAGCCAGGCCUUCAGUUCCCAGUAGACUUCCCUAGAGGCCGUGGGAUUACAGGUGAUCUCGCUUAUAUGUUCGGAAAAAUCAACCGCGUACUCUGCGGAGGACUGAAACUGUUUUCAAAAAGGAAACAUCUGAAGCAGAAGUACACAACUUUCUUCCCAUAAUGUUCAGAUUGAAGUCGGAAACAGGUGACGAGCGUGAGAAGUUGGAAAAUUUCGUCUUUGUGUUGCUCAAGUAGCAUAUGGAAAUGAUUGGUGUUAUCAUCUACGUUUCAGUGUGAUAACACUCCUGGAACAGAGCUUUUGGGGCAUCAGUCGGUGCCGUUGUUGCUCAACACGAAACGAACAUCAAUUUAAACAGCUCUUUCUUUUCCUAGCCUCCACUGUUGAGGUUGUACCACUUGUGCAUAGUACUUGGAUACGGGGAUAGUAAUUAUUACUUUUUAGACAUCUGGAGAAUGUUGGAUUUGACAUAUAUGGAAUCUCUUCAAAGAAAAAUGUCUAACUUACAAAGUAAUCAUAUGCAGAGAUAUGCUCCAUAUUGAUUUAUCUUUAUCUAAAAAACAAACCCUUGUAUGUAAUCCAACGAUUUUUUAUGAAGGAAUCGUGUUGGC